Messenger RNA from Hordeum vulgare subsp. vulgare (domesticated barley), 1758 nucleotides. RefSeq lists its product as uncharacterized. The record is from RefSeq and is a predicted model, not a curated record. Lineage: Eukaryota; Viridiplantae; Streptophyta; Magnoliopsida; Poales; Poaceae. The coding region runs from base 314 to 1510 and encodes 398 amino acids. The transcript has 2 exons.
GAAAAAUGAUCUGCUGGAAAUUGGAGAUGUUCUGAGAUCGCCGCCGCCGCCGCCGCCGCCGCCUCUGUCUGGGCCACCUAUGCUGCGCGCCGCCGCGGACCCUCCCCUGGGGUGAGGCCGGAGAUUCGCGGGAGAAAUUCCACGCCGCGCCUCCCUCGUCGCCCUGCUCGUCCGCACAAGGCUUUGGUGGGUCUCUGUUCUCAAACCCUAGCUGCUGCUAGCGCGAAGGCUGCGGCUUCAUACCCUCGUGUUGGAGUUUCGGGUAGCCACCCGCACGUCGAGCCGUCGCCAACGUUCUCUCUGCUCGGCAUAGAUGGAUAGGGAAAGGAAGGAGCUGAGGAAGAGGAGGACAUCGGGCCAAUUGAGGUCUCCUGAACUUAAGAGGCUGAAGCAACGUAACCCUUAUGUUGCUGCUAGAUCUACCUCUCCUGACUGCAAAUUCUGGGACAACAGACAAAAAGAGCUAUAUGAUCAGAUCUGUGGUGAGAAGAAAGUGUUUAAGCAUAGAUUUGUGGAGUGGUCAGAUAUAUCUGAUGCUGAAGCAUGCCCUUUUGAUUUGUCCACCAAGUAUGAGGAUCUUGGGCUCAAAGGUCUAACUAGUAACAAUUCAUCUUGGGUUUGGAACGAAGACGUCGUGAGACAGUUUUAUGGCACCCUUUACAUUGAUCCUGAUCGCAGGGAAAUGCAUUUCAUGAUAGGCUCACAGCAUUAUUUUGCUACCAAGGAAGAUCUUGAACAGGCCUUGCUAAUUGAGCCUAGAGCUGACAGCCUUGUUUUGCAUGCACGGGAUGAUCUUGAUGUUUAUUCUCUCUUUCGAGUACCUAAUCCUGACAUUGGUCUAGUUAGAGAUCUUAAAACUGAAGUUGAUCUCAUCCAAAGGAUAAACCGACAUACAAUUUAUCCUAAAUCAGGAAAUCGGGGUGGAUGCACCACCAUGCUUCUCAGGCUUGCCUAUGCCAUUUACCACGGAAAGCAGUUUGACAUUGCUCAUUUCCUCCUCAGUGAGAUGUGUGAGGCCAUUGAUACUCUUAAUCAUGCAUUACCAUAUGCACCUUAUAUAUUUUGCCUUCUCCGCCAUCUGAAAUGUGAACCUACAAACAUUGACACCAAAUGCUGCCUCAAGAAGUACACCCUGUACCUUGCAAGCUUGAAUCGUGAACAACGUGCUGCCUCAGCUGAGCAUGAAGUUAUAGAGGUGCAACACCAGCAGCCAAUGUCCUAUUCUCAUCAGCCACCGCAACCAGUUAGUCCUGAUUCAACGGUUGCCAGCAAUGCUCAACUUUCAAAACUGAUAGAGGGGUUGCAUGAGAAAGUUGUUAAAGGAUUCGAUGCAAUUGAGAAGAGACUUUACACAAUGGAGGUUCUCUUCUCAGUCUUGUCUUCAGAAGUUAGUGAGAUGAAAGCUUGUAUGCUUGAUCCUUGUCAUCCGCUGAACGGCGACAAACAAAAAAGGGCACAAACUGAAGCUCAUCAAGGUGGUGAUGGUUCUUCUGCAGCAGCUGAUCCAUAGCUUGCAUACCUGUCUUUGCUAGACCUGGCUAACUCUCUUAUGUCAGCAGAAGAGUUUAUGUUGUACCCUGUUUUCGGUAGUGACAGGGAAACUAGUACUUCUGGUGAUAUAUCUUGAGCUACCCUGUUUUUGGUUUGUUUUUGUGGUUAUAUUUCUUUGUUAUAGUGACAGGGGCACUACUUCUUCUGCUGGUAAAUUUAAUAAACUAGAUGAUACCCCGUGCGUUGCUGCGGGAAUCAGUUGCAAUA